AUGCCAUUUAGAAUAUUUGCCAAUUUCAAUACUCACUAUCGUUUACCCGAAAGUAGUGAUGCCCUGGAUGAUUUGAUUGCUCAAUUGGAAGCUGAUAAAACUGUGAGUGCGGUGACUAAUGCCGAUUUGGCUAAGGAAAUCCAGGAACUUAAAAAAGAAAUUGCCGAAAAAGAGAGUGAGAUAAUUAGUAAAAAAGGUGUGUUGGAUGGUUUAGUUGGGGAGAUUUUAACUAAAAAACGCGAAAAGUUGAAUUCUUAUAAUAUCAGUAAAGGAUUUGCUAAAACCACCGAGGAUAAUCGUCGCUCUUUAUCAGAUCUCUACCAAAUCCAACAAUUACUUUUAGAAAUUCGCUACUUAGAAAAUGAGGGGGAUGCUACUGCCAUAAGCACA
Molecule: messenger RNA, 390 nt
Organism: Racocetra fulgida
Lineage: Eukaryota; Fungi; Glomeromycota; Glomeromycetes; Diversisporales; Gigasporaceae
Source: the annotation of a GenBank genome assembly